This is a messenger RNA of Nymphaea colorata (pocket water lily), 3634 nucleotides long. RefSeq names its product pentatricopeptide repeat-containing protein At1g10270-like. The record is from RefSeq and is a predicted model, not a curated record. Gene Ontology annotation, molecular function: protein binding. Lineage: Eukaryota; Viridiplantae; Streptophyta; Magnoliopsida; Nymphaeales; Nymphaeaceae. The coding region runs from base 119 to 2983 and encodes 954 amino acids. The transcript is spliced from 2 exons. Gene Ontology annotation, cellular component: chloroplast.
AACUUUGCCCUUCACCUUAAACCCUUCGCCCUCCCCACAACCGGGGAAUCUGAGCAGGUUUCUCUCUUCCUCAAAACCCUAGAAGCAGAUCUCUUUGAGAGAGAGAAAGGGAGAGAGAAUGUACCGUGUGCUCCUCCGCUCCCUAGCCACGGCGGCCGCCGCCUCCGGCCGCCACCCAUCUCCCUCUCGACUCCUGCCAGCAGUUCUCUCCCGCCACUUUGCCUUCUCUUCAGCCGAGGAGGCUGCGGCGGAGCGACGACGCCGGAAGAGACGGCUACGGAUAGAGCCCCCUCUCCAUGCCCUUCGCCGCACCCCUGCACCCCCCUCCCCCGACGCCCUCCGCCUUCCGGACUCCACCUCCGCCCUCGUGGGCAACCGCCUUAACCUCCACAAUCGCAUCCAGACGAUGAUCCGGUCCGACCGCCUUGACGAGGCCGUCUCUACCCUCCGGUCCUCCAUGUUCUCCAAUUGCCGGCCGACCGUGUUCACCUGCAACGCCGUGAUGGGUGCGCUCCUCCGAGCCCGACGCCUCGAUGAGGUGCUUACGAUCUUCCAGUUCUUCACCCGUUCUGGCGUCAUCCCGAACGUCGUCUCCUACAAUAUACUGAUCAACUCCCACUGCGAUGCCGGCCGCGUCGACGCCGCCCUCGAUGUCUACCGCACCAUCCUCGCGGACGCCCCGUUCAGUCCCUCCCCCGUCACUUAUCGCCACCUCACCAAGGGCCUUAUCGACGCUGAACGGGUCCCCGAUGCCCUCGCCCUCCUCCGGGAGAUGCUGGCCCGCGGCCAUGGCGCUGAUUCCCUCGUCUACAACAACCUGAUUGCCGCCUAUUUCGAUCUCGACAACAUCCCCAAGGCGCUCGAACUCCUUGAGGAGCUCCGCGAGCGCUGUCUUGUUUAUGACGGGGUCGUUCACGCCACCAUCAUGGAUCGCUACUUCAAGCGGGGGAUGGAGAAGGAGGCCAUGGAGUCGUACAAGUCCUUGUUGGAUAAGCAGUUCAACAUGAGAGAGACCACCUGCAAUUCGCUUCUCGAGGUGCUGUGCAAGUAUGGCAGGAUGGAGGAGGCGAUGGAUCUGUUCGACUCCAUGCUUCUCGCACACAAACCCCCGAAUUUUAUAGGGAUGAACGUGGAGUCCUAUAACAUCAUGGUGAACGCUUAUUGCGACCGUGGGGAAUUUGCCGAGGGGAUGGCGAUACUGAGGAAGAAGGGGCCGAAGCCUUGUGUUCUUGAUGUUUCGGUAUACAACAAUCUCAUGAAGCGGCUGUGGGCACAGGGGAUGGUUUCUGAGGUGGAAGAGCUCUUGAGUGAGAUGCCCGACAGAGGCGCAAACCCAGAUGCAGCUACGCUCGAACUGUUGCUCGAUGGGCACCUCGCAGCUGAUCGGGUGGAUGACGCAGUACGUUGUUUCGGGAAGGUGGUUGAUUCAGGCUUGAAGUCAGGAGCUGGUGUUUGCAAAAAAUUUAUUGAGGAAUUGAUGAAGCGGUCUAUGUUGGCGGAGGCAGAGCAAGUUUUUGCGAAAAUGGCAACUGGAGAAGUGAAACCAGACUCAGAAACGUACGCAACUAUGUUGAAGACAUACUUGGAGAUGGAAGGGAAAUUGGAAGAAGGAUGGAAAAUGCUGGAAGAGAUGGUGAAAAAUGGAGUCUUGAUCAGCCCUGCUGUGCGGGAGAUGGCCACAGAAGUUUUUAAGAGGGAAGGAAGAAGCGAAGAGUUAGAAAGGCUACUUCAGGAAAGUGCAAAUCAGCAGAAUGGAAGUGCAAAUUCUGGCUCUCAUGGAAAGACAAAUGCUUCAUAUUUGUUUGGGAACGCAGUUCCAAGGCCAUAUGGAAAUCUGAAUGCAAAUCCAGGUUCAUAUGGGAUGAAUGCAAAUAAGCAGAAUGGGACCGCAAAUGCAGGGCCUUAUGGAAAUGUGAAUGCUCCAUACAUGAAUGGCAAUGCAGUUCCGAGGCCAUACGGGAAUGUAAAUGCAAAUCCAGCUCCACACGUGUAUACAAAUGCAGAUCAACAGAAUGUGAGUGCAAAUCCAGGUCCAUAUGGAAGUGGGAAUGCUUCACACAUGAACGGUAGUACAGCUCCCAGACCCUAUGGGAGCGUGACUUCCCCUGUUAAUCCUUAUGGAAAUGCAAGUGCAUAUCCAACUGGAUAUGGGACUCCAAAUGGUAAUGUGAAUCCGGGUUCAUAUGGGAAUUCCAAUGGAAGCACAAACCCAAGCUCAUAUGGGGAUUCAAGCAGGAAUGCAAAUCCAAGCUCGUAUGGAGGUUCAAGUAGAUAUGCAAAUACAAGCCCUUAUGGAAGUUCAAACGUGAAUUCAGACGGGAACAUCAACCCAAGUCCGUAUGGAAAUUCAAGUGGAUAUGCAAAUACAAGCCUCUAUGGGAGUUUGAACGUGAAUUCAAACGGCAACACAAGUGGAAGUCCAUAUGAAGAUUCAACUAAAUAUGCAAAUCCAAGCCCAUAUGGGGGUUUGAACGUGAAUUCAGACAGAAACACACAUCCAAGUUCGCAUGGCUACUCGUAUGAAAAUUCAAGUGCAAAUGGAAAUCCAAGUUUAUAUGGGAAUCUGAAUGCAAAUCUAGGUACAUAUGGGGAUACAAGAGCAAAUGCGAAUCCCCCUCCGUAUACAUAUGGGGAUACAAGAGAAAAUGCAAAUCCCUCUCCGUAUACAUAUGGGAGAGCAAAUGCAAAUCCCCCUCCAUAUACAUAUGGGGAUACAAGAGCAAAUGCAAAUCCCCCUCCAUAUACAUAUGGGGAUACAAGAGCAAAUGCAAAUCCCUCUCUGUAUACAUAUGGGGAUACUAGAGCCACUGCAAAUCCCCCUCCAUAUGUGAAUCCUGUGGCAAAUACAAAUCCAUAUGGGAGUACACAUGCAACUGCAAAUUAUAACAUGAACAAACAUGCAAAUACAGGUGGUGGUUCUCCUUUGCCUUCAUCUUAUUCAGCUGAUAUGGAAGAACCUAAAUUUGCACAUGAAGAACAGUGAACAUGCACUAUCAAGAGCCACUCCGCAUGGACGGGGUGAAAUCUAAUCCUCUGUGAAGAUUGAAAUACCAGCACAGUUAAUUGCCGCCUGUGGAGUGGCUGAAGCAGAAACAGCUACUUCUAAAAUUUAAAGUAACAGGAAGAAAAAAAAAUGCCCUUAUAUUCAAAUCUGGCCGACCUAUAUUAUGAAUGGGCUGUUGCUGGUAGAGGUGGCCCAUUGAUGAUGGUUGAGUUCACUGCAUCUCGGGAAAACUGUGAUCUGGUGUCAGCAGAGAUGGGCCUCGCCAUAUGCCCACUUAUUUGAGGCAGCAAGGCUUUCUCUCCAGUGUUGCUACACAGAACAGGCUGGUGAACCCAGGCCAGGUAUUUCAAAUUUUCAAGUACAAGGGACGAGAAAUGGUGGUCUUAAUUUGAUUGUUGUCGACCAUUUUUCAAUAAUAUUCAUUGGUGCUCUAAUUCGUUAAGUGGCAAGCAGAUCAGUCCCUUCUCCUUUUCAAAGGUCAUCUUAUCUUUUGUACAUAGCAAACAUGUUCUUAGUUAUUGUAAGGUGUUGCGGUUAUGUUAAUCUUGAAAGCGGCUGAACAGAUUGACUGAUAUAAUGUGCUCGAAGAGUUUGGUCCCUCUUCAGUAAAAAGGUUGAUAUUUGGUUUCA